Thunnus maccoyii (southern bluefin tuna) is the source of this 3882-nucleotide messenger RNA. RefSeq names its product transmembrane protein 63C (gene tmem63c). Gene Ontology annotation, cellular component: plasma membrane. Lineage: Eukaryota; Metazoa; Chordata; Actinopteri; Scombriformes; Scombridae. The record is from RefSeq and is a predicted model, not a curated record. Gene Ontology annotation, molecular function: calcium-activated cation channel activity. The transcript is spliced from 24 exons. The coding region runs from base 149 to 2716 and encodes 855 amino acids.
GUGCUUCAUUGUCAGACGGUCCCUGAGUAGGUGGGAGAUUCUCUUGUUUCUUGGUGUUGGAGACAAAAAAAAAAAAAAGAAACACAGCAGCUUCCCCAUCGCCAGACGCCAGCAAUCAGGAAGCUCUCCAAGGUAUGGUCCAGUGCUGAUGGCGGACUCUGAUCUGUUUGUCACAAGAGCACCCCCUGUGGAGGGGAGGCCUGUGGAGCUGGAUGUCCUGGGUUUCCUGGAGUCUUUUGGGGAAGAGAACAGCACAGCUGAGAGAUGCUACCGCUCACACUCUCGCAGCAGCGUCCUCCAGGGUCUGCCAUUUGGAGGGGUUCCCACGGUCCUUGCCAUCAAUGUUGUGCUCUGGAUGUUCCUGUUGCUCAUCUUCUCCUGUCUGAGGAAGGCUGCUUGGGACUACGGCCGCCUGGCUCUGCUGAUGGAGAAUGACAGUCUCACUUCUCUUUUUUAUGGAGAACCAAGUGAGAAAGAGAAAUCUCCAUCUGAGUCCAGCCCCUCUGAUUCUGAGACGAAGGACAUGGGCUUCUGCUCAUGGCUGACAUCGCUUUACCAUAUGAACUGCUGGCUCCAAAGUGGUGGAGCAACAGUUUUACUCAUGAUGAGGGAUGAAGAGAUCCGUAGCAAAUGCGGCAUUGAUGCCGUCACGUACCUGUCCUUCCAGCGCCACAUCAUCCUGCUCAUGACAGUGGUUUGCCUGCUGUCUUUAGCCGUGAUCCUGCCGGUCAACUUUUCCGGGAACCUCCUAGGAGACAGUCCUGAAAACUUUGGAAAAACAACUCUGGCUAAUGUUAGCGCAAAGGACAGCUUUCUGUGGCUCCACAGCGUCUUUGCUCUGGUCUACUUCAUCAUCACAUUGCUGUGUAUGGCUCACCACUUGAUACGGCUGGAGUACAGAGAAGACGAGAAGAUUGCCCGGACACUGAUGAUUACCUCCAUACCCAGAGAGAUCUCUGACCCAGGACUCAUCACCAAACACUUCCAUGAGGCCUACCCCAGCUGUACUGUCACUGAUAUCCGUUUCUGCUUUGAUGUCCACAAGCUGAUGAGGCUGGACUUAGAGAGGCGCAAGGCAAUGAAAGGCAGGCUGUACUUUGCAACAAAAGCCCAAAAGGAGGGGAAGAUCAUGAUCAAGACUCAUCCGUGCGCUCAGAUAUUCUGCUGCGACAUCUGCGGCUUUGAAAAGGUGGAUGCAGAACAGUACUACAGCGAGCUAGAAGAGAAGCGGACUGACGAGUUCAAUGCUGAGAAGAACCGCAUCUCCAUGAAGCGGCUGGGCAUUGCCUUUGUGACUUUCCGUGAUGAGAGGAUGACCGCUGUCAUUGUGAAGGACUACAGCCAUGUGCACUGCCAUCGCAGACCUCAGCAGUCAAGCAUCACCACUGUGGUGCAGUCGCAUAAAUGGGGGAUCAGCUAUGCACCUGCUCCCAAUGACAUCAUCUGGGAAAACCUGUCAGUGUGUGGAUCUCGCUGGUGGCUCCGCUGCGUCCUUCUCAACAUCCUCCUCUUCCUGCUGCUCUUCUUCCUCACCACUCCCGCCAUCAUCGUCAACACCAUGGACAAGUUCAACGUCACGAGGCCUGUAGAGAGUCUGCGGAGCCCUGUCAUUACCCAGUUCUUCCCAACCCUCCUGUUGUGGGCGUUUUCGGUGCUCCUGCCCUUCAUCGUCUACUACUCAGCCUUCUUUGAGUCCCACUGGACCAGAUCCGGUGAGAACCAGGUAACGAUGCACAAGUGCUUUUUUCUGCUGGUCUUCAUGGUCAUCAUCCUGCCCUCACUUGGUCUAUCCAGUCUGGACCUGUUCUUCACUUGGCUCUUUGAUGUCAACUUCCUGGAUGAAAGUGAUGUCAAAUUCCAGUGUGUGUUUCUUCCUGACAACGGUGCGUUCUUUGUAAACUACGUGAUUACGUCCAGUCUGAUUGGCACAGCUAUGGAGCUACUUCGUAUCCCGGCACUGACUGUGUACGCCCUCCGCCUCUGCUUUGCUAAGUCCCAGGCUGAGCGCAUUCAUGUCAAACGGAGUCAAGCCUAUGAGUUUCAAUUCGGCCUGGAGUAUGCCUGGACCAUGUGUAUCUUUGCUGUCAGUGUGACCUACAGCAUCACAUGUCCCAUCAUUACACCCUUUGGUCUGCUAUAUGUGAUCCUUAAGCACAUGGUGGACCGAUACAACAUCUACUAUGCAUAUGUUCCCACCAAGCUCAACCAGCGGAUCCACAGAGCAGCCAUCAGCCAGGUCAUCCUGGCUCCCAUCCUCUGCAUGUUCUGGCUGCUCUUCUUCUCCGUUCUCAGAUUAGGUCCAGUGCAUCCCAUCACCAUCUUCACCUCAGUGUCCCUGCUCCUCUGUAUUGCCUUCUCCCUCUUCUGCUUGUGCCUUAGGAAGCAACCAGACAAGUCGACAAGCUACCAGAUGUCUGAUCAGCCAGCAGAGGGGACGUUCACUGAUGCAGACAGGAGUACUGUAACAUCAACCACUGCCUCCAGUCUGUUUGUGGCGUCCGUGUUGCUGGAGCCAGAGCUGGCUUUGACUCCAAUGCCCUCUCCGGCUCACCACAGCUACGGUGCCAUGGCCAGCUCCCAGAGUUCAACCCACGGCCCAGAGGAGGAAGAGGAGGGUGAGGAAGACCACGCCCAGACCCAUGAGACUGAGCUCCAAGACCCCCCAGACCCCUACUGCUCCAGCCCGCUCAUGGACAGCCCCAUGGGCUACCAGUAACACCAAAUCCCCCCAAGCUGAUUUCCACGUGUCCUUCACCUGGGGAACACAGAUUGCUAAAUAGCGCAAUGCUGCGUUUUCACGACUGACCUCAGACUCCAACUUAGCUGCCUCAGACCCUGAGACUAGACUGGGCUUGUUAGGAAUGACAAAAAAAACGGAAGAGGACAGCAGCUUGUCCUCAGAGUCAUGAUGAGAAUACAGGAGCUGUAUCCAUGUAAACAUCACUAUAAAUGUAUAAACAGCAGUUUGCCAAAACAUCUCCUGAUUCUGUCUUACAGACACAAACCACACACCAAUCUCUACAGCAGAUACAUUAACCUAAAUGUACAAAUUGUUUCAGUUAAACUAUUGGAUGCUCCAUGACAGGGAUUCCAUCUUCUUCUAUGGCUUUAUUUGCAAGUGAAAAGUGAUUAAAAGUAAUGAAAGUGACCGGGAUGGAAUUGCCUUUGGGUAUCCACCAGAAAUACUCUGUCCAUGUUGUGCCACUUGGACAUGAGUGGAGGUGAAAGUUCCCACCAGAGUGGGUGGUGUGAGCAGGCUCGCCCCCGGCAGACUGACAGGAUGGUCUGGGCACGGGUGAUAUCUGGUUCCUCGGCAGCAGAGCCCAUGGAGGCUGAGGGUGAGGGCAGCUAGUUGUGAAGCCAUCUGCAGUGAGAGAGCGGACAGACGGAGGGCCGAAUGUAACUCAGAGAUGUACUGUAAUAUAUGUACACUCUAUACGGAGGCACAAGCAGCUGUACCUGAAGCUUUGUUGUAACUAUUGUCAAUUUAAGGUUGCUAUUUUUGCUACAGUAUUUUUGGUGUCAUUGAUAUUGUGCUUUGGGCUUGGAGAUUGGUCAAGAAUUUGCAGAGCUGCCCGAUCUUAAUCAGAGUAUUUCUUCAUCUUUCUGUUUUGACUGUGUAUGUGAUACAGCUGUAUUUUUCUUUAUUAAUUUUAAGUUGUAUGAGCUAUGGGGAAAUUAGAAGCACAUGCUGGAAUUACAAUGUUUUUAAAAUAUGCCAUGGAAUCUCUUAUUGCAAGACAAAAAUAUGGAAAUCUAUUGAAAAAUUAUGUGAAAUGUUGAACCUGAGUACAACCAACAGAAGCCAUUAUAUUUACAUUUUUAAGUUGUAAAAUGCUGAAAAAAAUCACUUUGUUACUAUAAAGGCUCUACAAUCAUUUA